This is a messenger RNA of Maniola jurtina (meadow brown), 2092 nucleotides long. Its product is annotated as damage-control phosphatase ARMT1-like. Gene Ontology annotation, biological process: DNA damage response. Gene Ontology annotation, cellular component: cytoplasm; nucleus. The record is from RefSeq and is a predicted model, not a curated record. Bases 176 to 1918 code for a protein of 580 amino acids. The transcript is spliced from 16 exons. Lineage: Eukaryota; Metazoa; Arthropoda; Insecta; Lepidoptera; Nymphalidae. Gene Ontology annotation, molecular function: phosphatase activity.
ACAAAAAAGGAAAUUGAAAGGAAACUUGAAAAAUGAAAAAUAAAAUGUGAUUGUGAUAAAAUCUCCGUUGCUCAGUCGCGUUUUUCCACCAAAUUACACAAAACAUCGAUCCGGUUUAGGAAAAUUCCUCAUAAUUAUUGAUUAACGAUAUAAAAUCAAUAUAAACAUUAUCAAAAUGCAAAUAUCAUCAGGAAGCUCGCAAAGUCCCUCUGUGCAGGAACAGACCAGCCAUCAGGAUGAAAAUGACUCUACAACGCCAGAGUUUAUUUAUGGUGGACCUUUUAUACAGGUGGAAAAAGAUGCAAAGUUUUUAAAUACAGUGACACCUUUUAAUAUGCAACUUCAGGGCACUUUUAAAAAGAGCUUCGCAUACUAUUCGUUAAAAGAACGGCUACCGAUCAUCCUGACUAAAGUCAUUGAUUACUUAUCGCGGGAGAGCUCAAAGAUCAAGUCAUCGCAUAACGCGUCGGACGAAGACAUCCGCGGCUUGAUCCAGUACAUAACGAAGCUAAAAAACGAUUUAGUCACAAACAAAAAGUACGAUCUACUCACAGUUGACACCCCUGAAGCCAAAAAAUGGAACCAAUGGAUCUUUAAUGCUGAAAGUCCGUAUUACUUUACGAAUAUCUGGGUGUUUUCCGAGUGUUACGUGUACAGGCGGCUCAGGGAAGGAUGCGAGUUGAGCAAGGGACUCCGUUUCUUCGAUCCGUUCGACGAACAGAAAGACAAUUCGUUCAAGAACAGCUUAGAGCCGAUGUGCUUAGUUGCCGACAAACUAGUCACCAUGUUACCAGCUAGCGAUAAGGACAAGCGAAAACAGGACUUCAUAACCUUGCUCAAGCUAUGUCUAUGGUCGAACAAAUGCGACCUGUCGCUGUCUAAUGGCGAAGAAACCCGCGCCAUUAUGGACCCGCUACAAAUGAUUGUGGAUCUUAAGGAUAAGGUACUCGUGGAUGACUCGGCAAAAAUCUGUGAUACAGUUUGUACCAAAGCGGAGAGUAUGAGCAAAGCUAUUGAAGGGAAUACGGUUUUCAAAGCGAAAUGCAGUUGCCACAGACUCGCGACUUUAGCCGGAAUGCCGAUUUGUAAAAACGAGUCCCCGGAAGCGCCGGAAGCGAAGCAGGAAGGUGAGACAUCGGAAGCGCCCCCUCAGAUACCUUGUCCAGCUAAAAUGAUACUGCCUCAGGCCGUCACUUUUGAUAUAAUCUGUGACAAUGCAGGAUACGAACUAUUCACGGACUUGUGUCUAGCUCACUUUCUUAUAUCGCAGAACAUUGUUAAAAAGGUUAGAUUUCACGUGAAAAAGAUACCGUGGUUCGUAUCGGAUGUCACUCCAAGGGAUUUCAGAUAUGUGAUAAACUCGUGCGCAGCCGCCAGCUUCAGUAGAGAAAUACCCCCCGAGCCCAAACCAGUUGCCGAGGGCGAAGCGCCAUCAGAACCGGAGCCCCCUAUAGUAAUAAGGUCGGACAAUUUGAGGCAACUGGGUGAGACUUGGGAGAAAUAUAUUGAUGACGGCUCCUUUGUUGUCAUGAGUGACGAUUUUUGGACGUCCCCCCACGUAUAUAGAGACAUGAAAAAAUACGAACCGAACUUGUAUAGAAAACUACAAUUUGCCGUGGCAUUACUAUUCAAGGGGGAUCUCAAUUAUAGGAAACUGUUGUGCGAAAAGAAUUGCAUUCCCACUGUAGGGUUUGAGCCUUCUUUGCAAGGUUUCACUCCGGCGCCGGUUAUAGCUCUGCGAACCGUCAAAGCGGACCUCAUAUGCGGUUUGCCUGAAGGGAAGUGGGAGGAGCUUAACCAGAUCGAUGAGAAAUGGAUGGAGAAAGGAGAUUAUGGAGUAAUCCAGUUUUGCGAAAAAUCUGAACCUUUGAUUGAAACGGACAGUCCUUGCGGCGACUAUGAAGAUACCUGCUUAUAAUGAACAUUUACAGCCUACAGGUUUGGUGUGGACACAGAGUGAUCAAUUAAUACAAUCAAUUAAAUAGUACAUAUAAUAAUUCCAAGAAUUAUGUAUACCAUCAUAAGUAAUAAUUACUAUGUAUAUCAUAAGGUGGCUUAUGUAGCACAAUUUAAAUAAAUUAUUUAUUAACUA